Sitophilus oryzae (rice weevil) is the source of this 2182-nucleotide messenger RNA. It is a transcript of the gene Sox21b, whose product is annotated as transcription factor sox-2. Lineage: Eukaryota; Metazoa; Arthropoda; Insecta; Coleoptera; Curculionidae. Gene Ontology annotation, molecular function: RNA polymerase II cis-regulatory region sequence-specific DNA binding; DNA-binding transcription factor activity, RNA polymerase II-specific. The transcript is spliced from 5 exons. The record is from RefSeq and is a predicted model, not a curated record. Gene Ontology annotation, biological process: cell differentiation; anatomical structure morphogenesis; regulation of DNA-templated transcription. The coding region runs from base 251 to 1405 and encodes 384 amino acids.
AUCCGAACGGAUUUGCACGUCUUUCGUUUUUGUGCCGGAUACACAAUAUUAACACACAGUGUGAACUGUGAAUUGGACCGCUCAGCGUUUUUAUCGACGGGCUCAUAAAGAGCGUCGCGACUUCGUCGGACGAGAGAGCGCCUGGCGCGCUGAUAUAUUUAGUGACAAAGUGACGUUACAAGGCCUCAAAAUUGAUCUGGACUUACAACGGCAGGCCUCUAACGGCCACUUUAUUAGGUCUGUGAGCCAGAUGUGCGAAAGUGGCUUCAAUGCCGCAGAAGGAUUCUCCAGGAUGGCGUCCCUGGGCGGGACGCCCAUCGGUAUUCCGCAAGGUUUACAAACACCUCAAGCUGUCAAAAAGCAAGAGGACCACAUCAAAAGGCCCAUGAACGCGUUUAUGGUGUGGUCACGUCUUCAGCGCAGAAAGAUAGCACAGGAGAAUCCGAAAAUGCACAAUUCAGAAAUUUCGAAAAGACUCGGCUCCGAAUGGAAGCUGCUCACCGAGGACGAGAAAAGGCCCUUUAUCGACGAGGCGAAACGACUGAGAGCUCUGCACAUGAAAGAGCAUCCAGACUACAAAUACCGGCCGCGGAGAAAGCCCAAAACCCUGAGGAAGGAAGGCUACCCCUACUCCAUACCUUAUCCAUCUGUGCCGAUGGAUGCUCUUAGAGCGGGCAUGGCAGCUUCAAGUAUGGGACAAUCAAUGGCGUCCUAUUAUAAUCCUUCAGCUGCGUAUGGUUCUUUGAGUGCAGCAUCAAUGGCAGCGGCUGCAGCAGCAGCACAGCAAUCAGCAGCUGUGAUGUCAGCAGGUUUAACAGGUCCUGGCCAGGUGGUGAGCACUAUGGACGCAAUGAAGUACUCAAUGGAAGCCGACAAAUAUCGAUCCCCGUACAUGCCUCCGUCCACCCUAGCCAUGUCGAUGUACUCCGACCCGAAAUAUAUGGACUCUCCAUCGAAAAGCUACUUGGAGAGAGGCUAUCUAGACUCCACAUCUGCCUUGACCAAAGCUUAUUUCGAGUCGUCCAAGAUGUACAUGGACGGAAAGUACAACACGGAGCCGUCCAGAUCGUAUCCGGGACUGGACAUCAGCAAAAUGUACGAAACCGGUGGACAGCAGCAACAGCUCCCUCCAGGAAAUAUUCUGGGUUCACCUAGAAGCGAUUCUCCAUCAGAUAAUAAAGGAGCCAAUCAGGAGAGGCUGGACGGAGCUAGUUCAUCCAGCUCUACCACUACAUCGUCUGCUGGAGCGUCACCAGGAGGGUUGCCUGGGUAUUAUCCGGGUGCGGCAAUCCAGCAGGCAAACUCAGUACCUCCUGGAAUUUUGCCGAUGGCACAGUACGGAGGCCAGUAUCCCACGCAAACACCGGGAAGUGAAUUCAGGCGACCGCUUACGGUCAUAUUUUGACCAGAUAACAUGUGAAUGUGAUUAGUGAUAUUUUUAGGUGCAUUUCGUGAAAUAAGAUUAAUUCAGUUAACAUUACUGUAGAUUUUUUGGGUUAUGUUUAUUUAAAUAAUUUUAAACUAAUGUAUUGUAAAGUGUGUCUAAAGAGCUAUUUUUCAGAAAGAUAGGAACAACUCGUAAAUUUCUCAUUUUAACUACAAGCCUACAAGGUUUUGAAAAAUUCAAUUUAAUUUUUUUUGGAUUAACCUACAAAAAUUAAAAUAAAAUUUUUAUUUUGUUUUAUAUAAAAUGUUGAUUUAUAUUCAGAUGAAAAGGGCAAUUCAUGAAAUAUUAACUUACAUUUAAAAAAAACGAUAUGCUUUAGUUGAACAAGGAACAUGAAAAUCGAUAUUUACAAGUUGUACCAAUUUAUUUGAAAAACAGAAAACAUUUACAUUUCUUUCACCUAUAAUAUUCGUAAAAUAAUAUGCCAUAUUAAGUAUAUUUUGCACACCUUGAUAGCCUUUUAUAUUCAAAAUUUUAUAAUUUGCAACUUUAUCACGUAUUAUAAUUUAAGGCAGCUCAUGAUAUUGCUGGAGUGAAUAUUUAGAAUUUAUAACUAUUUUUUAAUUUUUUAUGUUGUGGGUAUAUAAUAAGAUUUUUUGGUAUUUUGAGACUAGUCAUGAGCAAAUACAAGACCAGGACUUUUUUGGUCUUGGUUUUGCAGUUAAAUAAUUAGUAAAUAAAUACAGUAAAUAGUAUUAAUAAUAUUAAUAAUAGUAUUGAUAGUCAUUAAAUGCA